This is a messenger RNA of Peronospora farinosa, 1221 nucleotides long. The record is from the annotation of a GenBank genome assembly. Lineage: Eukaryota; Oomycota; Peronosporomycetes; Peronosporales; Peronosporaceae.
AUGACGAGCAGCUUCUUUGAGCGUUUGGUGCUGUCGCUAGUGUUAAGUACCGCCGUUGGAAUCUGUGGUUAUUACUGCAGCAAGUUAGUAAAUUGUCAAAGUAAUGACCGACGAAAGAGUUUGGCAGCUCGGCGUCUGGCAACUGCACCACGUCAAAGUCUGCAGAAACUACAGGCGUCUGGUCAUUGGGUGGCCCUGUGUGGCACGGCAUUUGAUGUGACUGGAGACCCUUUCUUUGAAGCUACAUGUGCUGGAAUCUACAGCUCGUGGGUAAAUCAUGAUGUCACGUAUUUGCUGCUGCAGUUGGGACUCGUGCCGGACACCAAGGACGACGCCAAGGCCAGAGCCAGCUACUUGGAUCGUGAGUGUCAGUUGGACACGCUAACAGGUGAUGACGAGGAGACGAGACGCCGUCGUGAGCUAAUUAAAGAGUGGUUUGUGCGCUUUCACUCACGCUACGAGGUGGUGGCGCAGCUUAGCGACCGCUACGUCGGUGCGCAGUGGGAAGCGUUGAGGGCAGAGCUAUUACCGUCGGAUUCUGGCUCCGGUGGCAAAUGCCCGUUGGGAUUCGGAGCAAAGACGGUGAGCAAGUCCACCGUGUCUCUCAAACCGGAGGAUCUAAAGAAUAUGAGGACGAUAUCUUUCCAAGGACGUCGUUAUGAUGUUACAAACUCAAAGUUGUUUCAUCCUGAUGGUGGAAAGUUUGCACAUUUUGUUGGUCAUGAUAUCACCUAUACACUGGCGAUGCAAUCGAUGCAAGUGGAAGAUUUAGACGUAGCACCGGAGAAAUCGUAUACGUUUGAGGAGCAGUUGUUGCUGGAGAGAUACAGAAACAUUUUUGCACGCACGUUGGUGCUUUUGGAAGUUGACGAAGAGCAGAGCGAGAAUGGUAACAGAAUGAAUGAAGCAAACCUGCACCAGUUGAUUGAGAGAAGCGACGGUAUUGCACAAGAUGAAUGUGUGAAAUUACUGAAUAAAGCGCUCGAAAAUGCGACCGGAGAUCAAGUGAACGCAGUGUGUCCUCGCACGAUGAUGACUCCUUUGCAGAAGGCUGUGGAGAAGCAUCGUUUAGAUCUCGUGGAAGUGUUGGUGCGUGCUGGAGCUGACACGGAGGAACGUGCGGCACUUUACGAUGACGAGACUCCAUUGCAAAUGGCCUGCCGAUUCCGUUUCGACGAUAUUGCGGCUUACCUCAAGACCGUCACCUUAGGUGGCAAUUAA